Messenger RNA from Mangifera indica (mango), 1977 nucleotides. Its product is annotated as adenine/guanine permease AZG1-like. Lineage: Eukaryota; Viridiplantae; Streptophyta; Magnoliopsida; Sapindales; Anacardiaceae. Gene Ontology annotation, cellular component: plasma membrane. The transcript has a single exon. Gene Ontology annotation, molecular function: purine nucleobase transmembrane transporter activity. The coding region runs from base 150 to 1868 and encodes 572 amino acids. The record is from RefSeq and is a predicted model, not a curated record. Gene Ontology annotation, biological process: transmembrane transport.
GCUUAUAAUGUGUCUCAGUCUUAUCCGUCAUCUCUUAUUAAGGAGUUCUAACCCUAAUCAAUUUGGUAUCUUGAAAACCCAUUGGUCGAAAUCCUCUUUUUAUUCUUGAAGAAGAAGUGCCCUCUUUCCCAAACCCAACACUUUUGUUUAUGGCGGCGACUCCACCGGAACCCCAGGAGGACCUCUCUCUUUCAACAAGGUUAAACUCAUACGUGGCCAACACACGAGUUGGGAAGCGAUUCAAACUCGCUGAGAGGAACACCACUUUCACUACCGAGUUACGAGCUGGAACGGCCACGUUUCUCACCAUGGCGUACAUCCUAGCCGUUAACGCUAGCAUCCUCACCGAUUCUGGUGGUACAUGUAGCGUUUCUGAUUGUGUCCCCCUUUGUUCAGACGCUAAUAUCCCUCUCUCUAGUUGCACUGGACCAACUCACCGGAUCAUCCAACCUGAUAACUCGUGUAAGUUCCCUCCAAUUAACAAAGGCUACUACGACUGCCUUGAAAAAACCCGCAAAGACCUCAUUGUAGCCACUGUAGUUUCUUCACUUAUCGGUUGUUUCAUUAUGGGAAUAUUCGCUAAUUUGCCUUUAGCUUUAGCUCCUGGAAUGGGCACAAACGCUUAUUUCACUUACACGGUCGUAGGGUUUCAUGGCUCCGGUAACGUUCCAUACAGAAGUGCCUUGACAGCCAUUUUCAUUGAAGGUUUAAUCUUUCUCUUCAUAUCAGCAGUUGGGUUCCGAGCCAAACUCGCUAAACUCGUUCCCAAACCCGUCCGAAUCUCCUCCGCCGCCGGAAUCGGCUUGUUCCUCGCUUUCAUCGGGUUACAAAACAAUCAAGGCAUCGGCCUCAUUGGGUACAAUGCUUCAACUCUAGUCAGUCUGGCUGCUUGUCCAAGAUCUUCCAGGAAGGCCUUAGCUCCCGUUGUAACAGCUGCAAAUGGAACCAUCAGUUUGUUACCCGGAGGUUCAGUUUCUGAGGGUAUCAUGUGCACAAAUCAUCGAAUGGAAAGUCCUACAUUCUGGCUUGCCAUUGUUGGCUUCGUUAUAAUUGCGUAUUGCUUGGUGAAAAAUAUAAAAGGCGCCAUGAUUUAUGGUACAGUAUUUGUGACAAUGAUCUCCUGGUUCCGCAACACAGCAGUGACGGCCUUUCCUGAUACCCCAACUGGAAAUUCUGCGUUUCAAUAUUUCAAAAAAGUUGUCGAUGUUCAUGUGAUCAAGAGCACCGCCGGAGCUCUCAGUUUCAAAGGUCUGGGCAAAUCCAGUUUCUGGGAAGCUCUGGUGACAUUUUUAUACGUUGACAUCCUCGAUACAACUGGAACCUUAUAUUCAAUGGCCAGAUUUGCCGGUUUCACAGACGUUAAUGGUGAUUUCGAGGGUCAAUAUUUUGCUUUUAUGUCAGACGCCGCAUCGAUCGUGGUAGGUUCGCUUCUCGGCACAUCUCCGGUGACGACUUUCCUGGAAUCAUCAACAGGGAUAAGAGAAGGAGGAAGGACGGGUCUGACGGCCUUAACAGUAGCAGGGUAUUUUUUUCUGGCGUUUUUCUUUACGCCGUUAUUAGCAUCAAUUCCUCCGUGGGCAGUGGGGCCACCGUUGAUCCUUGUUGGUGUUAUGAUGAUGAGAUCUGUGGUGGAGAUCGAGUGGGACGAUAUGAGGCAAGCCAUUCCGGCAUUUGUGACAUUGAUUUUAAUGCCGAUGACAUAUUCAAUAGCUUAUGGGUUGAUAGGAGGAAUUGGAACGUACAUAGUUCUGCAUAUUUGGGAUUGGGGAGAAAGCCUCUUGAGGUCUAAAAAAAAUGCAAAGGAUAAUGGCUUAUUGGACCAGCCAAGCAAUGAAAAUGGAAGCCCUGAUAAAGCAUCGGAAGUCUAGGAAAAAUAUAAAAAAAAUUGUAUAGUUUUCGAGUACAAAUGUGUAAAUCCAUAAAAAAUUAUGUUUUCUUGAAUUUAUUUGAGUGUUGAUUUGAUGAGGUUGAAUUGCA